UACAAACAUAGUUAAUAUGUCUCCACAGUUGAAAAGGUCGUUUCGUACUGUAUUUUCCUAACCAAUACAGUCUAUGGCUUUUAAAAAGCUCUCACAUGCAUACUUAUUGUGGACCAUUAGUUACACUAGAAGCUAGUCAUAUCGAGUUCAACAAACUUGUCAAACUACUGAAUAUAUUCAUUUGUUGAGUAGUUGGUCAUUAACUUAACCAACUUUUCUUAUAUUCAUCAUCAACCACCUGACUGCAGAUCUUGAAUUUCAACUUUCAAAGUGACUGAAGCAGAUUACGGAUUCAAGAUCUGCUCAUGUUUGGGGUUUACCUAACAUGCUUACCAUAUCGCUUGCCUUACGGCCUAUUUACUACUACCUUGCUAAAGUCCUUUGGUUUUAAAUGCUUACCUUAUGCCCCGGGGUCAACAAAAAAAGAAAUGACUACUAGCACUCCAACCGCUAUUCACUAUGUACUUAAUGUCACGUAUAUCUUACUAGCAUUUCAGCUUCUCUUCUAUUUCACUUAGUGUAUUUUUACACUAUUAGUGAAAUUGUGGCAAGUCCGGAUAUUUUCAUGGCAUGCCUCUCAUGUACACAUUCCUCAGAAGCACUAGUUAUCGUUUUUGCUCUCAAGGACUUAAUUUGUUUAGUCAUGUUGUACUGCUUAAUUUCGGCACAAGUACAGUGUUUUACGUCGAUGCUUGCAUGUAAACACUUCUGUAUGAAGUUUACACAAGUUCAGUCUGAAAUUGCAAGUCUUUUGAAGUGAUUGGUGCACUUCUAUGUUAUCGUGGAGAAACUGUGAGAUAGUCACUUUGUUAGAUAGACUACAAGUAAUGUCAAUAAAAAACAGUGGCUCCUCAUAUUUUCUCGACAUAAUACAACCUUUUAUUGUUGAUGGCGGACUUAACACUAGCUAUAGUUAAUAAAAGAUGCAUUCUCUUAAGCUGGGUUUUUAAUUAGAAUUAGUUAGUCCGAAACUACUACAAAUGUUUUCAAAUCUGAUGUCCACGUUCCCCAUCAAAAUAGCCUAUAAUAGUGAAUGCAAUCAUCAUUACGAACUUUAAAAACUUUGGUGGGACUGCAUGUGUACUGUCUUUUGUGUGCCACAACUAAGUAAGGGGCUCAGAUCAUGUUCUAUUUAACCGGAUAGUUUUAACAGCUUCAGCACUGUUGGAAUUACAAGCGGAACUCGGUGUAAAUAUUGGCAAUCCCUGACUGUUUGCAUUAAAACAGAUUAGAGACCAUGUCAGUCACUGCUUUUAGGCAGCAGCUAGAGUGGCCUAACCACGCCAAUACUUGUUCCAGGAGCUUCCUUAAGACUCAUCGUUCCCCAGCCCUGAAUUUGGAUGAAAAAGACCCACAAGUAGUUAAUUCGUAAAAUAGCGUUGUGGAGUAAGGAGUAUUGGUUUUGUUAGUCCAUUUUGGUCUCCCACGACCUUCUGGAAAGUCAUAGUGGCUGUGCGACUUAGUGAUAAUAAUCUAGUCCUGGUGCUAAGUGUGGAGUCACUUCAGGUAGGGGUUGGUGUUGCUACCCAGGUGCCUAAACCGAAGUUGGGGGAGUGGAGUGUUUAGAACACAAAGUCAAAUUCAGAUGUAACUUUAGUCUAUAAAAGUCAAGGAGAGAAGUGAUUGUAUUUUGAAGGAUGUCCACAGAAAAGAUAAUUAUAGGAAUCAAUAAUGUCUUUGCAAAUUAUAACAUCAUGGAGUAAGAUAGAAUUUAACGAAAGCAACGACGUUAUUCAAAGACUUGGUUAACUUAAGAACACAACUAUGUUCUUUUCACUGUAAAGUACUUCACUUUGCGAGGAAUGCAAUAAGAACUGGUCAGUCAGUCAGCUACAACGUAGCACGAAGCACAUAUAUGCAUCGGUCCAAGUUGCCAUACCUCGUUAGCACAACAAGAUGAACACGGAAUUCAUAGUAGUUAAUUUAGUGGUGGUAAGUAAGAACUGGAGUAGCAUCGCGAGUGAUUUCUAUGUACGACCCUCUGGAUCCCUUCCAAAAUGUAGAUCAAUAGCGGCAAAUAUAAUAGCUUCCUCAUCACAAAAUAUUAUCCUGGUCAUAGUUGUUAUCUUGUAGUAGUGAUCGGGUUCGGAUGUCGUAAUAAUCUAGUUGAGUUGUAUUGGUCGUAAAACUUGUAGUGUCUAUCAUGUCUGUCCGAAAUAUUGUGAUGAACUAGCCACUUUAGGAUUUGUUGGCAUUCAAUAUCAUGGUUCUUAAACAAUGGGCGUUGCAGAAGGUGUUAGAACAUAAACUGAUGUAACGAAGCCACUGAGGCUGGUAUUUCGAAAUAGCUACGCUUUGAAUCAUUAUUUUCGAUUUGUUAAGCAUGCGGAUUACCUAAACAGCCACAAUCAUGUGUUUGAUCCUUUAAAGACUUGAGCAUUUCGGCUCAGGAUAACCAGGUCUCACAGGCAUGAACAGAAAACUCGCACCACAUCAAUGUACAUCUUUUGGUUUAUAACCCAUAUAUUAUCAUUACGCCCUCGAUAGAGAUCAACAGAAGAAAAAGCAAAGAAUCUCGACUUACGAUACUUAAGAAGUUGGAGACUCGUAUACCAAGACAAAAUGACAGUAAUGUAUAUAAACAGAAAAAGUAGAUAUACUUGGGUCAUUAUGACUGACUUCGAGCUGUAUGAUCGCUAUUCAUAACAUGCCAACCAACUCAACUAAGGUUCACUUAAUACUAUCUUCUGAACAUUUGUUUGGUUAGUGGCUCUGACAAUUGGUGUAUGUAUCAGUUUCUUGCUAGCAUCCUCAUGCCUCUUAUUUUUAGUAGUGUCACAAUCGUAAGGAAUAACUGCUUGUUGAGCAGGAUUAUUUUUAUUAUUUAUUUAAACACAUAAAUAUUGGUACAAUGAAGCACCAGAUAAAUAUGCGCCUCACAAAUCUCAUUCGAUUUGUGUGAAGGCUGUGAUACUGCUCAGGUGCCCAAACUGAAGCAGGUGGUUUUCUUAGGGGGUCACACUUGGGACCUUUGACCUAAAGGUCUGAUCCACAAGACAGUGGAGCAUCGUAAGGAGAUGCAUUCCCAUGGUAGCUGGUGACCAACGAUUGAUUCAUACACUAUUUGUUCCCCUAGGAUACUGGAACCCGUGUGCACCAUUGGUUCGGAAUCAGGGUUUUCCAACUCCUCUAGGUGGACCCUCCGUGUCCACCAACCCGGUUAAAGCGCCGGACAUUCGCUUUUCGUCCUCCCACUUUCGUAAACAACACCCCCGCCACGAGAAGGCAGUAAGUAGGACUUCCCUGGCAGAGGCUAUAUAUUCGCUAGCCAUAUGAGAGUAUUUCGAGAGGGAGAGGUGACUCUCCCCACUCUCGGCCGUACCAGGGCAUUUGGGGGCGUUGAGCAGGAUACUCAUCGUCUAAUGAGUGUUUGACUUCUUUGUCCUAGCCAUAUCGUUUAAUUUGAGCUAAGCAAGGUAGUUCAUAUGUUUGUCUACCACCAGCCUGCUAAGGUUAAUAUGCCUCCCGAAAAAAUCUAAUCAACAGACCCAACCAUUUUAUUUCCUAAAACAGCGGUAACACGAACCAGCCUUAAAAAUUCUCAUUCUGACAUACAUGACAAAUUCACACAGCUCUAAUGAAGUGUUAUAAAAAAUAAACAGAGAGGUGCAGUAGCCAACAAUAAUCUAAGGAUUGUAAAACAUUGAGAAAACACGAAAUUAAUGAAAAUGGGAAAAUUUUCCAGUAACGUUAACUUAAAAGACUAAAACAAACCACAUUAUAUAGCCACUAUGGACUUUGGUUUCUGGUUCUAUCUAUUCUUUUAAAUUACUGUCAUACGGCGUAGGCGAGUUAUUCGCCUGCCGGCUAAAAGACAAGUACGCUGCUCAUUUAUUUUAUUUUAUUCAAACACAUCAAUAUUGGUACAAGGAAGCACCAGAUAUGUAUGCGCCUCACAAAUCUCAUUUGAUUUGUGUAAGGGCUGUGAUACUGCUCAGGUGCCCAAACUGAAGCAGGUGGUUUUCUUAGGGGGUCACACUUGGGACCUUCGACCUAAAGGUCUGAUCCACAAGACAGUGGAGCAUCGUAAGGAGAUGCAUUCCCAUGGUAGCUGGUGACAAACGAUUGAUUCAUACACUAUUUGUUCCCCUAGGAUACUGGAACCCGUGUGCACCAUUGGUUUGGAAUCAGGGUUUUCCAACUCCCCUAGGUGAACUUUCCGUGUCCACCAACCUGAUUAAAGUGCCGGACAUUCGCUUUUCGUCCCCCCAACUUCGUAAACAACACCCCCGCUACGAAUAGGCAGUAAGUAGGACUUCUCUGGGAGUGGUUGUAUACGCGUGGACAUGUGUGAGCAUUUCGGGAGGGAGAGAUGACUCUCCCCACUCUUGGUCGUACCAGGGCAUUUGAGGGGCACAAGGUAAGUAUGAUAAAUCGGUUGAUACGGUAGUAAAUCUUUAUUGACUGAGAUGAUUAAGAUAUGCAUUUCGUUUACCCAUCCACCGACUACCUCGAUGCACAAUGACUAGUGAAGUUGGAAGUUGGGGGCGGUCAAACCAAUGCAUGGGGUCAGUUCACAAAGAGGUUGAUUGUUGAAUGGGGUCAUUUCGAUAGGUGGAUACUAUAUAACUGGGGUUCUCAAAAUUUUCAUAAGCAAUGGUUAGAGAUAUUACGUGGCAGCUCAAAAUCGUUUGCAAAGGUGCAGGUGCAUUCACUCUUUGUCUUCCCUUAGACCUUAUUUUUUUUAAUUAUCUUAUGAAUUUGUCAUUCCGAUAAUCUAUAUUUCCUUCCCUAAUUUUAUCUUCGAUGCCUAAUUCUUUCUACCAUCACUAAUACUGUUGCUACCUGAACUACUCUGGGAAUCGCCCUGACAGUUUCAUCUCGCUAUGCUACUGUAGGGUGUAGGGUGUAUAUGAUUGACUGGCUGACCCUUGUAAACAGAAUGGCGAAAUAGCUCAGGAACAUAAAAUAGUGCCUCUACAAGGUUAUUAGAGUUUAAGUAUCCCCAACAUGAUACUAUCCCUGUAAUAGUGUGCAUCGAGUUCUUAGUAAUUUCCUAAGACCUUAAUUCUUCGCUUUUUGGGUGUCGAUUGAAUUUUAUGGGUGAUUAUAAUCUCUGUUGUAAUUGACGUCAUUCUAUCACUAUUACACUUUAGAAUACCUUUUUAGGAGGAAGUAUGUAUAUACUGAUUUAUUAAAAAUUACUAAUAACUAUCAUGUUCCAAUUAUUUCACUUAUUUAAUUUCCUGUUCUCUCGAUUUUGUUGCAGGGUACAGUGGGAUGAACGGCGAUAUUUCUCGCAUCCCCAUUCAGUCUCUGAGUGCCGUAGUUAGUCUAACAGAUAUAAUUCCUGAACUCCCGUUACCUGCUCCACUACAUGCUGGAUCAAGUGUGGAAACUUUGUUGCAUGAUUCUAGAAUAUCAAUAGAUGCCUUUCAAUGUCUUCGUUUUGGUCAUGACCGACUCGUGGGCUGCCUCAGUGAAGCCCUUGGGAGUGUAUGUACUGAUAACAUAGAUUUCAAGGAGGGGUUUGCUAGUGACAUAAUUGAUCCCCAUUUACUACCUGAGCCCCUUGUCAGCUCUUUGAAAAAGCUACCAAAUUUUGAACAAAAACGAGGAUUUUGUGGUCUUUCUUAUGAAUCUUUCAAUCCAGUUAAUAGUGUUUCUAGUGCGUAUAAAGUACAACCUGGUUCAUGGUGUUCAUCUCUGGAUCAACCACCAUCUACUGAACAUCAUUAUUCAAAUUCAUUGGAAGAACCAAUCGAAUCUCCCAGUAAGAAGAAGAAAAAGCGGAAAAAGAAAAAACACAAGUACUGUGAUGAUGGUGAUACGAGUGGAACAGGUGGCGAAUCAAAUGCCACCACUCCAGCAGCCUGUGGUGGUACAACUCCAAAUAAACUUGAGGAUAAUUCAUUGUCUCCCACUUCAACAUAUGGUAUUGUAAAGGUCAACGCAGAUACUAAAAAACUUUCAUUAAAAAUUUUCAAACGACCUGCGAACGAUGGCUCUCAGCCUGUUUUUAUGGUUGAGCAACUAGGUGGUGUUGAGCCGGUUAAAAAAGAGAAAAAAAAGAAGCGGAGUAGAGAAAAGGAUCGUGAGCAUCGAUCUCAUCACGAAGUUCGAUCAAAGUUGGAUUCUCACUCUUCCCCAGUGGAAAUUCACGUUCAACAAAAUGAGUUAUCUAUUGAUCUACCAAUACAAACACGUAAUACUCCUACUUCAAAUAGCCCCUUAAGUACGGUAACACCUAAUGAAAACUGUAAAAGCUCCGAACUUAUCCCUUCGACUUUUACUGAGAGUUGUCAGUUAUCCAUGAAAGAUCCUUCCCAACUUGACCUAUCGCUCAUAACAAGCGAAGGUUUAUUUGAAAACUUGAAUUCAAUGAAUAAUUUGUAUCAACAACCACAGUCUGUAUCUACAUCCAGUCUUCCCAGUACUCCAGCUUCAAUGUCUGGUAACGGGAUGGUAGUGACCUCAAGUAAUUGUGCUCCUACAUGUACGUAUAGUUUUGAUACUAACCAAACAAAUGUAUUCACAACUAAAUCAAAUAUGUUCUAUGAGUUAUUGCGUAGUAAUGAUCCUAAUAUGACCCUGAAGCAUGUGGCAGACGGUUUACCUAGUGAUUUUGUAGCAUCUAAUUCAUCUGCUUGUACAAUCAUACCUAAUACCUUGGGCUCUGUAUGCAACAUGAUGGACUUUGCCUCUAACUUCCUUCAAAACGAAAUGCUUUCGUCCAAUUCUUGUAUUAAUUUUCCACUUGGAACUGCUUCUCUAGCUACUUGUGAUAGCUCCACUUUCCAAAGGACUGGCUUUCCUGUACAGCCAUCUAGUACCACUACUUCUUCCUUUUUGGUCGCUUCGCAUUUGAUCGAUUCUAGUCACUCGUCUGUUGUUACUGCUGCAGACUCCACGUUUGAUGUUUUGGGCGGUAUACUCAAUUCUUCUGGUUAUGCAUCUGUUACAGACGUUAGUCCUGCUGCAUUUGCUGCUAAUUUCGACAUGUCUGGCUUGCCUCCAGAUUCCAGUACUCACCAUGUCCCCAUGGGGCUCGCUAGUUAUUUAUGUGCUCCUAAUCAACUUACUAACACUCAAAUUCUCAAUGACUAUCGUACCCAGAAUCAACCUGCUCGUACUGACUCGAAUUUGUUAUCAACAAUUACAAGUACUCCUCAACCGUGGUGGAAACGAAAGAGCAAUUCUGUGUUAAGAAGACGUAAACGCCGGAAAAACGAACUUGAAGAUUUGCAGUCUUGGACAGUCAAUUAUCCGGUUAGUGGACCCGGUUUAUCAAAAUCCGCUUCUGAACGCACCAAAGGUCCUGAUGAACGGACCUGGGAUGAUGCAAUCGGUUCUUAUAGCCAGGUUCUUGGUGAACGUGUUAAAAGACGAAAACGAAUGGUUAGACAGGGUGGGAAUUUCGAUUCAGACUUUGUCUUUGAGCAUGAUAAAGACUAUCCAAAUGAGGGGGACAGUGAUCGCGGUAGCAAUGAACCUAACGGUACAAUUGACCUAACAAAUGAUUCCACUGGAACCAGCGAAACUGCUCACAUACGCGAAAUGCGUUCAGGGGUUGCAAAUCGUUCGUAUGCUGGUAUGGACGAGGAAGACGAGGAAGCGUCGGCAAGUCAAACAGGGUGCUCAAAUGGCUCUUCAAGUGCUAGAAGACGAAAGAAACUGGAUGAUGAUGAACCUUUUGAAGUUCGGCUAAAGGAACCUGUUGAAGCACGUUUCCCGCAUAUACGUAAAGCAGGAGAAUCUACGCGUAAACGACGUGAACGCGUAAAUUUCGGGAUUACGUCAUCAAAUAAUUUACCCAUCCAACGAAAUAAUCCUAGGGAACAAAGUGUUGGAGGUGAAACGGGAAGUGUAAAACGAUUUCUCAACAAGUUGUCAACUGUUCUCGAAACUAUUGAGGAAACAGACUUUUUAAGAAGCCUUGGUGGCGUACCGAACAGUGAUGAUCAACUACGAAAAUCUAAUUGUGAAGAUGUGAUUUCAUAUCUUGAUAAAGAAAGCUUAUCAACUGAGACUAUAAUAUCGUCUGAAGACUUGGCAGAAUUUUGUCGUGAUGCUGCUAAAUUAAACUCAAUAGGUGUUGCUAAUCAAAUUCCUACUGGUCAAUUACUCAACUUCCUUACAUUGUUGUUGCUCAACAUACGAGAUGGUGCGAAUGUGAUUGCCGUAUUGAGACCUGAAGAAGAAGCUGACGCACAUGAAAGCAAACUGUGGAAAGAGGUGGCAAUGGAGCGGGUAAUGCGGAGUAUGAAUUCCGGUCUAACUGCGUUAUUAUUAAUGACUUCGAAGGAUAUGCCUAGAGAAGUUUAUGUUGAAGAUGUUAUUGAGCGUACAGUGUAUAGUGUCAGAUUUCAAUUAUUCAAUUGCAUUUUCCCGGAAUUCGAUCCUGCCUAUCGUGUUGAAAAUACAGCUAAAGAAAAUCAAAGCAGUAUAAAAUCUAGACGUGCUCGUGAACGCGAUGCUCAAAAACCAAAGUCCAUAAUUCAUCUGUACCACAAGCUAGUGGAAAUUGUUUCUAAUUUAUCUAAGUUGGUAAAAAUCCAAAGGCUGACAGACAGCUUGGUCCUUACCUUAUCUAGUGUUGGUGUCUCCGUAUUCUUUGUUGAAAAUGUUAGUGAGUUGCAACUUGCUGCUUUGGAACUUGUCACUGCUAUAUUCGCCCAAUAUGAAACUCAUAGGAAGCUAAUAAUGGAGGAAAUACUGGCUAGCUUAUCCCGUCUUCCAUCAAGCAAAAAGAAUCUACGUUCUUAUCGAUUGAAUAGUGAAGAUAGCAUUCAAAUGCUUACAGCAUUAGCACUUUUGUUGGUUCAGUCGGUUAUAACUCUUCCUGACCCAUCACCUCUCAAUUCAGAACAAAAUACUAAUGUUUUCUAUCAGAGCUCAAAUGUCUCUGUCUCCACUGAUGGAGGAUUAGUUCAAAAAGCAGAUGAUGAAGUGACAAUUAUUAAUUCUUAUCAUAAUGCUCUUCGUACAGCCCAUACUUUUCUGUUGGUUUUCCUACGCAAAUCAACAAUGAAGGGCGAAGAUGAUUACCGAAUUAUUUUUGAAAACUUCGUAAAUGACCUUCUCUUAGCUGUUAAUAAACCGGAGUGGCCAGCAUCAGAGGUUAUGCUUAGUCUUCUUGGUAGUUUGUUAGUACAGCAGUUCAAUAACAAAGCACUUGAUCAAAAUGUUCGGGUUGCUAGUGUCGAUUACUUGGGAACAGUUGCAUCUACAUUACGUCGUGACGCAGUAACUAGCCAAUUGAAGGAACAUGAUAUUGAUGCUGUCAUCCGUGAUCUAUUGGAUGGUAAUCAGUCAGAUGACGAUGAAGAAGAUUCUGAAGAAGAGUUACAAGAUUUAGAUACAAAAACCGAUGACACAAAAGAAAUAAAUGGUGAUCAUGAAUCUAACUCAGAAGUAGAUAGGAAUAAAUCAGAGUCUGAUAUUCAUUCAGUUGGUUCUGCUUCCACUACUGAAACACCAAUACGCCAUAAUGAGAAUGGUUAUAGUUCGACAAACACAAAAUCUGUAGCCAAAGGAAUUGAUACCAAAAUUCCUAAAGACAAAGUCAUCAAAAGUAAAAGGUCAGGACACAAAGACAAAUAUACGGAUCCCAUUUCUCAGUUGGAUCGAGUCCAGGCACUGCGUGACGCUAUUUUAGACUAUCUUGCAGCAGAAGAGGCGAGUCCUACGGCAGUUUAUGCUCGUAAAUUUUACCUGGCUCAGUGGCUUAAUGAUUGUACAAAGGAAACAGAACGUGCUCAACGAAGUGCAGUGCAGAAGAAAAACCAGAAUACUGUUUUAAAUGUCAAUGGUGAAACUGUAUGUGCUACCAAAGGUUUUUCUGAGGCAGAUCAGGCGCUAAUCCUAGCGGUAGCGGAAAGAAGAAGACAGCACAUUUUGUCGAAAGUACGUGAAGCUCCACAGUCUUGGCGACAACGUAGAUGUUUAUGGAGCAAUUCAUUGCCUUCUAAUGAGAAAACAAAACAGUCUGCAAACAUCUGUAUUUCUGAUUCAAAUCAGGAAACGACGCUCAUUUUCCAGGGUACUUUAGACUAUGAAGAUUGCUGCUUAGUUUGUCGUUAUCUAGCCAGUCUCCGACCAUUUUCUCAAAGUUUUGAUGUUUAUUUAUCCCAAAUAUGUAGAUUAUUGAGUGAAUCGUCUGUUGCUGUGCGUACUAAAGCAUUAAGAUGUUUAUCAGCAGUGGUGGAGGCUGACCCAAAUGUUCUAGCUCGCGUAGAUAUUGAGCGGGCUGUACAUUCUCGUCUUCUAGAUACAUCGACUUCAGUUCGUGAAGCUGCUGUAGAUCUACUUGGUCGAUUUUUAAGUUGCAGACCAGAGCUGACUGCACAGUAUUAUCCAAUGUUGGCCGAACGAAUACGAGAUAAAGGAGUAAGUGUCCGCAAACGCGUUAUUCGGAUCCUUCGUGACAUUUGUCUUGAGCAACCAGACUUUCCAAGAGUUGCUGAAAUUUGUGUAAAAAUGAUUAGACGUGUCAACGAUGAAGAAGGAAUCAAGAAACUUGUUCAUGAGGUCUUUCAAGCAAUGUGGUUUACUCCUGUACGUGAAAGAGAAACAGUGAAACUACUUCGAAAGGUCAUGAAUAUCACAGAUGUUGUUGGAGCUUGCAAAGACACAGGUUAUGAGUGGUUUGAACAAUUUUUACGAACUCUUUUAAAGAAAGAAGAAACGGAAAAAGUCAAACCAGUUGAAAAAGCAUGCAAACAAAUAGCUGAUUGUUUGGUUCAAAAUAUUAUGCGAUUAGAAGAAAUUUCAAGUCAAAGCAAUCAGAGAUUGGUAGCGUGUUUGGCAACACUUCAUUUAUUAACAAAAAUCAGACCGGAAUUAAUGGUUCAGUAUACAAUGGUAUUACAACCCUAUUUGUCCAUUCGUUGUAAUGAAGCAUCAGAUGCCCAUGUGUUACAUUAUGUUGCUAGAAUUCUAGAAGCCACGUUGCCAUUAAUGGAACAUCCUAGUGAGACACUAGUUGCACAACUUGAAGAGGAUAUGGUUCGUCUUACUCUGCGACAUGGAAAAAUGGUACUUGAGUCAUGUGUUGCGUGUUUAGGUGCAGUUGUCAAUCGUGUUUCGAAAAACUAUUCUCUAGCUAGAGAUUGUUUCACUCGGUUUUUCAAUGCUCUUCAGAAAUUUCGCAAUGAGCUGUCCGAUGAUUCUGAACGCAAAAUAUCCCCAACUAUUCGCCCUUCUAUUCUUCGAGCUCUAUUUACUGUAGGUUUGCUUUGCAAGCAUUUUGAUGCAGAUGUAUUUCGAUCAAGCAAAAAUGCGAAUAUUCGUGAUCAGGUAUUUGAAACACUUAUGUUUUUCACAGAACAAGUUAAAUCAGACAUCGAAAUGCGUAAGAAAGCAUUAUCAGGAUUAGGUUUUUUGUGUACUCGUCAUCACGAACUACUUUGUGGUCCUCGUCUUUGUAAAUUCUAUCAUGAUCUUUUGCAAGCUCCUUGUGAUGAGGCGAAACCUAAACCAUCCGACCAUCAUUUAGAAUUGAAGUGUAUUGUGCUGGAAAAUCUGUUAAACUUUUUUCUUGAGGAAGAGAAACGCAUGUUAGAAGCCGAUGCAAAAUGGAAGGCUAGUCAACAUCAAGAAUCAUUAAAAGAAAUGGGCGAUAUUGCUUCAGGUAUGGGUAGUUCAGUUGCUCAAAUGUAUCUCAAAGAUAUACUGGAAUCAUUUUUCUCUCCAUUUUUUACGGUGAGACUCACUGCCCUCUCUGUCAUAACUACGAUUCUCCGUCAAGGUCUUGUUCAUCCAGUUCAAACUGUACCCUACUUGAUAGCUAUGCAGUCCGAUAUUGAUCCGAAUAUUCGUAUUAAAGCUGAUGCUCAACUCCAGGAAAUAGACACCAAAUUCCCAGGUUUUCUGACAAUGCGAGCUGCACAAGGUGUCAACUUAUCUUAUCGCCUUCAGCUUGUUUUAUAUAAUGAGUUACGUGAAAAGCUAAAGGGUAAUUCUGAAGGGCCUUCUCUUCAGCAAAUAGGUUCCCCUGAAUCUUCAAAUUUUCACAAGUCCGCUCAUUCUAUUAAUGCUACACGUCGAACUACCCGUAAUAGAUCUGAGGUUGAUUGUUUGGGAUCAGAUGAUAAUCCAAAGUGUUCACCAUCUACAAAUGUUUCCGAAUCACAGUCCCUUCACAAUAUUCCAGAAGAUUCUUUUGGUGCUAUUCGCGGUACUAGAGAUCCUUUCAGUGAAGUUCCUUCUGCUAUGAAUUCACAUCUAUAUUCUAUGCUUAGAAACAACAAAAGUCAACGCCGUUCUCUACUUAAUGGACUAAUAUCAUUAUUCGAUGACUCACAGAAGAUUCCUCUCAGUCAGUUAGUAUAUGUUGCUGAUAAUCUGGCUCAUUUUCCUUAUCAAUCGCAAGAGGAACCUCUAUUUGUCGUGCAUCAUAUAGACUUGAUGGUUAGUAUGGCUGGUUCGGGAGUUUUAAAGAAUGUUCGUGAGGCACUUUUUCCAGAACUAAAAGCAGCUCUAGAGGCUGUUGUUGCUGCCCAACUUGAGACAGAUGCAAAAAACCGUGCACAAAUGGAGCUGCAAUUGAGUGCUGAACUUCAGGCCCAACAAGUUGCCUCGGCUGAUGCUAUGAGUAGAGGUGAUCAUGAAACAGCUGGGUUAAUUGCCGAUCAAAUUCAACAUACUAUUCAAAGAAUAAACAGUUUGAAUUCCUCCAAUCCUUCUAUUAUGUCCAGUAACGCAUCUCUGUCUGAAUUCCCUUCUGGGGCUCUCAUUGGAACAGAGGGUGUCUCCCGAGUUGAUUUAGGUCCUUUCGAAAUAGAAGAGGAGGAGGAUCCGAUUGCAUUAUUUGAUAGACUGUCUAAGACUCGCCAAACAUCUUUAGCAAUAGUUCGCGACGCAAUGCGUACCAGUCGCGCUUGUGUUUUACUGCUAACACUCAAGCAAUUUCUAAAAGAAUCUUAUUGCAUCACUGACGGUAAAAUCCAACGUUACUCACCUUCUGAUUCAGCCAAAUUAUGGGAGAAGCCGUUAACACGACGUGUCGGUGUUCAUUUUCAUCCAAUACCUUGUUUAAAAGCUGCCGGAAUGGAGAUUAAUAAAUCUGAUUCCCAUAUCCUAUACAAUUCUCAAUCAUCAGUUAGAACAGAUCAUAGUAGUGUGGAGUUAUCCAAUCCUAAUGACAAGCAAGCAGAUAGUGAAGAAGAAACGAUAAAUGAAAUGCAAUCUCUCAUCCGAGAUUACUUAGACUUCCGAAAGUUAAUUCUUACCAUUGAUCCUCCGGGAGAAGAAGAUAUGGGACCUGAUGACUUAAAUACUUCAGUACAGUCCGGUGGGCCUACUAAUGAUGAUCGAUUAAAUACAGUUUCAGAUAGUACACAGUUGAGUAAAGGUCGAUCCGUAAGAACGUUAGUACCACAAUUGCACAGUAAAUCUUCGGAAGAUGACAAUGAUUCAGAUGAUUCAAAUGCAGGUGGUGCUUCUCGACUUAUGUUGGCACAAUCAGCUCCUACAAAGAAACGGAAACCAGCCCUCAAUCUACGUGGUAAUUUGAAAAAUCCUCUAGGUCGAAAUACCAAGAAUAAGCGCAAACGUCGAAAACGAUGCAUAAUGGCGGCCAGUUCUAGUGGGGAAGAAAGUGAUUCAGCAGACGAAUCUGAACCAUCUGAUCCGGAUUACUAAUCUUCUUACUUAACCUGUUUCCUAACUUACUAUGUUUUACAACGCUUGGCUGUAAAAAUAAAUCUGUUACUGCGCCAUAUUUUGUCUUUAAGUCAAAAUUUCGCAAAAUGUGCAUUAUGGUGUGUUUAUACUACAGAUGUCCUACCUAAAGAAUGGAACAAAACAAACCAAUAUCAUCAGGUUUCUUAAACAAUUCUAUAUUUGUUGAAUAAUCUACUGACUUAUUUGUCAACUCGAUCCUAAUUUUUGUACUAAAGAUUUUUUUCUUCUAUAGUCAUUCACUCUUUUCUUUUUCACUCUUAUGGCAGCUUAUCUACUGGUCAUAUUUAAUUGUCUAUAUGGAAGCAAUGUAUGCUUAGAUUUCUGGCUAAAGUUUUAUCGUACUGUUCUAAUGUAAUUAUGUAAACCUACUUCUUUUUUUAAAGUGUAAUAAUGAAAUUGUUCAGAUCUCAUUAAUUACAUCGGAUUAUAUCGUGAAUAAAUUCUUCUUGUUGAAAGUUCAAUUGAUUUAUGCUACAAUCACAUUCCCCAAAAUAAUAAUAAUUCAUUAUUAUGUUCUGGGUUAAUGCUUCCCUACUAUUUGAGAAACAUUUGAUAUAUAUAUUAUAUUCAAAAGUAUAAUUUGUGUUAUUUUUUCGCAAUUACAUCUAAAUUUUAACUUCUGUACAUUUAUAUUUCAUAUUAAAGUUUCAUUGACGGCAUGAUUUAUUCUCUUUUUACAUAAUCACUAAUUUGUUUGUAACAUUGUUUAUAUAGUGGUAUAUUGUAGAAAUUUCAAUUUUGUACAUAUUUAUAUAUAUAUAUAUAUACAUAUAUGUAUAUGUACAUUAUUUUCGUAAGAUUUAUAAUAAUUAAUUGUUAAUACCGCCUAUUCUAUAAAUCUCAUUGUAUUGUUUGUUUUUUUCUUUUCAUAAUUUACCUAUCAUUAAUGAAUGGUUUAAUUUGCUUGAGAAACGUUUCAUCAUCCUCACUGAUGACUUGUAUUGAAAUACCAUAUUUUUGUAUAUAACAUAUUUCUGUAUGUUCGUCUGCAUUACACAUUCUCUUAUGGAUGACUUAUCUUUCAUAUUUUCCUUUUUUUUCGUUGUUUUUUUUGUGUAUACUUUAAUCGUUCACAGAAUAGGUGUGCUCUUUCGACUAGCUAUUAAUAGUCUUUCUUUGUUUUAAACAGCAGUAGUGCUGUUAAUGUAAUAAAUUUUUCGUUUAACACUUUUAUUCGUCUGUGUAUAUUUUUUUUCUCAGCACUCAUUAUUCUGAUAUUCGUUUGCCCAUUGUGUAUAUGUGUUUGUCUGUGAGACUAAAAGUUUAAUUAAAUUCUAUCUUAAUUUUGCUUUGUUUUCAUGAAUAAUCAUGUUUAAAAUUUAUAAUCAGCCAAAAGAAUUGUUUCUUUC
This is a messenger RNA of Schistosoma rodhaini, 14975 nucleotides long. NCBI's taxonomy places the organism in Eukaryota, Metazoa, Platyhelminthes, Trematoda, Strigeidida, Schistosomatidae. The record is from the annotation of a GenBank genome assembly.